GACUUUUCGUGAUAUUAGUAGAUUUAACAAAGAGAACCUUUAGUUUAAAAAAAAAUAAUACUAGAAGCUAAGAUAUUUUUUUUCUCUUCAUUAUUUUCAUAAAAUUCAAAUGAAUGAAAAAACACAUGAUAUGUGGUGGAGCACAUGACAGAAGGCGCCGAAGCAAAAAACCGAAGAAUGGGCUACCGCAGAUCCAGCUGGACGAGGACAUUCGUGUCAUUUUCCAAUUAGGGUUUUCAUAAAAACGCAUCUUCAAGAUUCAAAACGAGCUACACUAACCUCACCCACCCACUAACCCAACCACCAAUUAAAUAUUAACACGUAAAUUUUAAUUUUAAAAACCAAAACCAAUAAAACUCCACCACGUGUUAAGAUCCACCAAUAAGAAAACAACAAUGAGAUCACAACGUAACCCGCGGGUGAGAUAAUGACAGUGAGAAAAUAUAGUGUAGGUGGUGCUAUUUGAAUCACUGCUUUUAGUGAAACAAAACCCUCUCUCCCCAAAAACCCAAACCCUUGGCGGCUGCGAGACUCGUUCUCUCUCUCUCUCUCUAUCCUUUUUCUCUCUCUAUCGUUCCCUUUAGGGUUUCUCAUCUCUUCGAUUUGGGGCUAAAACCCUAUCUAUCGAUUCAGAUUCAGAUUCGUUUUUGGGGUUUCUGUUUCUUGAAUCAUUUUUUUUUAUUCAGAAGAAAGAACGAGAUCUCUUUGCUGAUUUGAAUAUGGCUACCGUUGCAAAUCCCGCGGAUCAAACAGCUGAAUUGCUGCAGCUGCAGAAGUUGUCAUUAGACUCCAAGCCGAAGCCGUUGGAAAUUCCUGAGCCGAACAAGAAGGCUACAGGAAAUCAAUAUGGAUCAGUUGAUUCUGGAAAUGCUCAGAAUGGCCAGAUCCCGUCAUAUGAACGGUCGAUAACCCCAGUGUUGCAGGACUUUAUGGAUCCCACCAUGUGCUAUCUCCCGAAUGGUUACCCUUCUUAUUAUUAUGGUGGUUAUGAUGGGACUGCUAGUGAUUGGGAUGACUACAGUAGAUAUAUGAAUCCUGAUGGAGUUGAUUUGACUGCUGGAGUCUAUGGGGAUAAUGGGUCGUCUCUAGUCUAUCAUCAUGGAUAUGGGUAUGCACCGUACACCCCCUACUCUCCAGCUGGUUCUCCAGUUCCAACAAUGGGAAAUGACGGUCAGUUGUAUGGGCCUCAACACUAUCAGUAUCCUCCUUAUUUUCAGCCCUUGACUCCGACCAGUGGGCCAUUUACACCUACUGCUGUCCAUCCUCAGGGUGAGAUAUCCACAUCUGUUGCAGCUGAUCAAAAGCCUCUUUCUGUGGAAUCGGCUAAUGGAAAUUCUAAUGCUGGCACCAAUGGCGCAAGUGCUAAAGGUCGCACUCCUACUUCUGCUUAUCAGGAUCCCAGAUUUGGUUUUGAUGGAGUACGCUCACCUAUCCCAUGGCUAGAUGCCCCAAUAUUUUCAGAUGGGCAGCCAAGACCUGCAAGUAGCACAGCAAUUUCAUCCUCAAUAUCAAGUGGGAACAAUGGUACUGCUUCAAGGAACCAGAAUUACCGCCCCAAUUCUCAAUAUAUGGGCUUGCACCAUCCGAGACCAAUUCCUGCCAUGGGAGCCACUCCUGGCUUCAUCAACAGACUGUAUCCAAGCAAGUUAUAUGGUCAGUAUGGGAACACAGUUAGAUCAGGUAUGGGUUAUGGAUCACAUGGGUAUGAUUCUCGUACAAAUGGGCGGGCUUGGCUUGCUGUUGACAACAAAUACAAAACUAGAGGAAGAAGUGGUGGUUACUUUGGGUAUGGCAAUGAGAACACAGAUGGUUUGAAUGAACUGAACAGGGGACCUAGGGCCAAGGGUGGUAAGAACCAAAAGGUUUUUGCACCAACUGUUCUCGCAGUUAAAGGGCAAAAUUUGCCAGAAAAUACUGUUGAUGAGGAGAAAGAGAAGAACAGUGCUGUUCCAGACCGCGAACAAUAUAACAAGGCUGAUUUUCCAGAAGAAUAUACUGAUGCUAAGUUUUUUGUCAUCAAGUCUUAUAGCGAGGAUGACAUUCAUAAAAGUAUCAAGUAUAAUGUGUGGGCCAGCACACAGAAUGGUAACAAGAAGCUUGAUGCUGCUUAUCAAGAGGCCCAGCAGAAACCUGGUGGCUGCCCUAUAUUCCUUAUGUUCUCGGUUAAUACCAGUGGACAAUUUGUUGGUCUAGCAGAGAUGGUUGGUCCCGUUGAUUUUAACAAAAGUCUGGAGUAUUGGCAGCAAGACAAGUGGAAUGGUUGUUUUCCUUUGAAGUGGCACAUUGUUAAGGAUGUUCCCAACAAUGUGCUGAGGCACAUUACAUUGGAGAACAACGAAAACAAACCUGUCACAAACAGUAGGGAUACUCAGGAGAUAUUGUUGGAGCCAGGUCUGAAGUUGGUCAAAAUUUUCAAGGAAUACUCCAGCAAGACAUGCAUUCUGGAUGAUUUUGGGUUCUAUGAGGGUCGUCAAAAGACUAUUUUGGAGAAGAAAGCAAAGCAGCAAUUCCCAAAGCAGGUAUGGGAAGGGAAGCCUACUGAUGAAAAGAUAGAAGUGAAUGGGGAAACUGAUAAAAAACCUGAAGUUACAUCGGAGUUGCUCAAGGAGUCUACCCUAGCAGUAAAGGACAAUGCUGACCACAAACUCUCUGAGAAUGGAGCUGUUGCAAAAACUGGAGAUGCCCCAAAGGGUGCUAAACCAGUUGUGUCUGAGAGUAAAAUUGUACCCAAUGGGGUUGCUAAUGGUUGCUAAGUUCUACAUUUUCCAAUGAUGGUGGUGAUCAAGUUUAAUGGCAUAUUUUGAUCCUUUGAAAAAUACUACAUUCCGCAACUUGGUACCGCCUCUUGUUGGAUCCGUCUCGCCUUCUCUUGCUUUGUGAAGAUGAUUGGUGAUUUGUGAGAUCUGUAUAUUGAGAUAGGCUGAGCUGAGUUAGUUGAUAGAAUGCUAGCACCAACCCCACUUAUGAUUGGGUUUUGUUUACAGUGGUUAGCUCCUGACAGUUUUUUUCCCUAGGGUUUUUUGGGUUUUAGGGUUUCUGCAUAAGAUGCUCAUAUGGAUUUUGUUCGGAUUUUAUCCUCCCCUCCCCCUUAUCCUUUUUUUUCUUGCCUUUUUCUUUUCUUUUUUCUCUUUUACUUGGUUGGUCGUUUCCUGUCUUGUAAAUUUAGAUCUACCUUGAUGCGGAGCAGCUUUCUUUUAUUACUUUCAACAAGGGGUAGAUGCAAGGCAGGAAAUGUUUGAAAUAUAGUUGGUUUUAAGUUUAAGACUGUUUUAUAAUUUAGUAUUUGAAGAUUGACUUGCGCAUACUGGAGAUAGAUUAUUUGUGGACAAUCUGUCUGUUAUGAUGUAAUAGGGUGUUUUUUCUGGCUAUGAAGUUCACAAUAUUUACUUUA
Molecule: messenger RNA, 3391 nt
Organism: Trifolium pratense (red clover)
Lineage: Eukaryota; Viridiplantae; Streptophyta; Magnoliopsida; Fabales; Fabaceae
Product: YTH domain-containing protein ECT4
Exons: 10
Coding region: 720-2753 (677 amino acids)
Biological process (GO): mRNA destabilization
Cellular component (GO): cytoplasm
Molecular function (GO): mRNA binding
Source: RefSeq, a predicted model, not a curated record